Molecule: messenger RNA, 3341 nt
Organism: Engraulis encrasicolus (European anchovy)
Lineage: Eukaryota; Metazoa; Chordata; Actinopteri; Clupeiformes; Engraulidae
Product: SITS-binding protein-like
Exons: 11
Coding region: 100-2151 (683 amino acids)
Source: RefSeq, a predicted model, not a curated record
CAGCAGACGCGGUUGGAAGACGCGCUCUUCCGACGGGUGCCCGUCAGGGCUCUCUCACGAACCGGAUAAUUGCAUGUCCUCCUGGGCAAACACUGCAACAUGUGGAACCCCAGUCCAAUCCCUCAGAUAUCCUGGGACACCACGCAAAGGGAAGAGGAAGAGGGUGGAAGUUGGAAGGGGACUGCUGCAUGCUUCACCAUUGGAGCUCUUUUUCUUGUCACCAUCGGCUUCGUUUACUGGCAAGUCAUGGAUCAUUCACACAAAACGUGGAUACUGAAGGGCCAAAGCAGUGAGUUAGUGUGGGAUAGACGCAGCCACAACCUCUUCAUUCAGGCUGCCACCGAAGAUAAACUGUUCCUGAACAUCGAUGUUGGCGAUCUGGCAAACCCCGAACUUGGUUUCCCGUUCAUUCGGAACUUAUGCUGGCUAAAUAAAACCAGCUUUUGCUAUAGGUGGGAGUCCAAGGUGGAUGUAACAAUCUCACUGGAACCUGGCGACUCAGAUCACGCGGAGUGCUACAAUAUCACCUGGAGUCCGUUACAUUGUCACGUGGAGGUUAAGAACUGUUUCUCCAUGGAGGGAGUGAAGUGGUACGGUGGGGCUGGCAUGAAAGAACAGCGCUGGCCCAUCAAUGAGCAGAGUGCCCCACUACAGCCCUACGUGCUCAAUGACCUGCAGGCCAGACCGGCUGCCUAUGGCUCUUUACUGGAGCAUUACUUCCUCUCCUCUUCAGGUGUAGCAGUCUUGCUCUCUCCCCUGGCGCCUCUGCAGGUUGGCAUAGAGCGGCAGCGGCAGGUGUGCGUGCGGUUGGAGCCAGGCACGCCCCCACAGCAGCCUCUGCACUACCGGGUGUGUGUGGCGCGCAACCUGAAGGAUGCCCACCAGCUCAUGACUCGCCAGCGCCAUGCUACUGCCAGUCCUGUCAUGCCCAACCUUGCCAUGUUACGGCCUUCGUUGUGGAAGUUUCCAGCGCACGUGGGCACUGCGGAGAGGCUGGAGCGUGAGCUGAGGACCUUCUCCAACCGCCUGAGGAGACACACACUGGGACCCGGGGUCAUCACCCUGGACGAACACUCAACCAGCCUCCUACUCUACACAUACUCCGUCCACAGGCAUAUCCACUGGAGGGGUGUGACUCCGGUGCAGCACCUGAAUCUCUCCAUCACCCUCUCGCCGUUCCUCAACCUCCGCUCCGUACAAGGUCAAAGGUCAUUUGGGGACUCGGGCCGGCAGAGGUUGUGGAUCACCAACAGGAGCAUCGGGGGCAAAGAGCAGGCUCCUGUCUUGAUGUGGUGGAGGGGGGAGCUGUGUGCUAAGCUGGACCUGUCCCGGCCCACGUCGGUACGCUGGUUUUCAGAGCAGAUAUUGAAGGCAUCUGCCCAUCUCGGAGCGGAACACGUGGUCAUGGACAUGGGGCAGGGUAACCCCCCAGAGAGGGACGCUGUGGUGGCUGGGGAGUACCUGAGACAGCUGGCUCUCAUCGCAGCGCACGCUGGGGACAGAACCAUACUCACUUCCGCAUCGGGGUCCAGCGAGCUGGGUUUGUUUGUGCAGAUGCCUGCUCUCCAGGCGGACUGGAGCUACUCCGGCCUUAAGGGCAUCAUACCUGCAGUACUGCUGCACAGCCUCAUGGGAUACCCCUUCUUCAUUCCAGACGCCGUAGGGGGGUCCCUAUCAGAAGACGAUGAGGUGGAUGAAGAGUUGUUUAUUCGCUGGCUGGAACUGACCUCUUUCCUGCCUGUCCUCUCCUUCCAAAAGCCUCCAUGGUCUUUCAGCAGUGACACGGUCUUUGAGCUGCUGGAGCUGACCAGGUCUUACCUGUCCUUGCACACGGAGUUUGUGGUUCCCCUCCUGGAGAAGUACGCACAGGAGUGGCACGUCAGUCGUAACCCAGUCUAUAGGCCGCUAUGGUGGCUGACCCCAGACGACCCCCACACUCUCACCAUAGACGACCAGUUCCUGAUUGGGGAUGAGGUGCUGGUUGCUCCAGUGGUGGUCAGGGGGGCGCUGCAGAGGGAUAUCUACCUGCCUGGUGCUGAGCUACAGUGGCAGGACCGCAGGACAGGCCGCGUGUUCCGGGGCGGAUCGCUGCUGCAGGACUAUCCUGUGGCACUGGAGGAGGUGGCUGUCUUCCUUAGGAUCCACACCUGACUCACACUGCCAAUGGAGGCCACAUUCAAGGUUCAAUCCCUGAUGGAUAGGCUGGAGGACAUGUUCUUCCCAGUGAAGGACUUGUUUUCCUCGAAGGUCACUUGUGGUCGUGUUCAAGCUGACUCCCAGAUAAGAGACUGUAACGUGACUUUAUGUUAAAACAUGUUAAAAAGACACUGUAACAUGACUUCAACAUGUUAAAACACAUUGAGGACAAUGCCCUUUGGGCAUGUUCAGGCUGCUUUUUGCUGUGUUUGAGCUGAACCCCAGAUAAGACACUGUAACAUGACUUCAACAUGUUAAAACACAUGAAGGAUAUCAUCCCUUUGGGUAUGUUCAGGCUGCACACCUGGAGGACUCUACUGCUCGUUCAAGACGCAAAGGAGCAUUUUCCAGAACUCUAAAGGGAUUAACAUGACACCAUGUCAGGUGGCUGAGGUGCGAGUGCUCUUGUAGUUAAACUGGGCAAGAAGGACACAGUUACCAAGACCUCUCGCCUACAAAAUGGAACAGGAGCAUUAGGACUGUUGCAGAGCUACUUAUUGUAGAGUUUAUAUAGACUUUUUAGGUUUGCAGAUUUUUGUACAUAGUAGAUAUUUUGGAGAGCAUUGACAUAUUUUAGAUAUUUAUUCACCAAUUUAGUCACCAUUUGAAGUUACACUACUUAGUAUGGAGGUUGUCAAAAUUAAUUCAAAAGUGCCAUUUACAUUGUUGCAAUUGUCGAUGAACCACUGGAGCGAUUUUGGAAACACUAUUUUAAACCAAUCACUGGUUUUGUUUGGUCUUUGAUACACCAAUAAGGGGAGACAUUAAACUGUUACAGGCUUCACUGGUACAGUAGCUUGAAUGGGACUUGCCCGCUAUACUGAGCAGAUCAUGUGAUCAUGCAUGUCCGACUGGGGAGCCGAGGUGAUUUAGAGAUGGCAGACAAGCCAAGUGUGUGUGAACGUCAGGCAGAAGCUGUUGAUCGCUUGCCACCACACUGACACGCUAUAGACAAGCUCUAGGUUCCCACAGUCUACUUUUAGAUAGCAUCUAGCGCGUGCAUACAGAGUGUGAAACGGCCUGCUUAACAUAUUUGUGGUUUAAGCUUUCAGGAUAAAUGGAAUCGUUUUCCAGUCUGCUUCCAACACAUUAUCACUGAGAAAUAAUUCAGUUGAAAAUUGAUCUUAAAAAUCGUUUUGUAUCAG